Messenger RNA from Schizophyllum commune H4-8, 1225 nucleotides. Its product is annotated as glycoside hydrolase family 16 protein. Lineage: Eukaryota; Fungi; Basidiomycota; Agaricomycetes; Agaricales; Schizophyllaceae. The coding region runs from base 74 to 862 and encodes 262 amino acids. The record is from RefSeq and is a predicted model, not a curated record. The transcript has 6 exons. Gene Ontology annotation, molecular function: hydrolase activity, hydrolyzing O-glycosyl compounds. Gene Ontology annotation, biological process: glucan catabolic process.
GGCGGACUGGUACCAGGGCCAGACCUUCCUCGAUCAGUGGGACUUCUACUCGAACACCGAUCCGACGCACGGCAUGGUGAACUACCAGACCAAGGAGAACGCGCAGGCGAAGAACCUCGCGUACGUCCAGGACGAUGGCACGUUCGUCAUGAAGGUCGACGACUCGACCUGGCUUGCAUCGGGCGGCUACCGCGACUCCGUCCGCAUCAGCUCGCAGAAGUCCUACAACCAGGGCCUUUUCAUCGCUGACAUCUACGCGAUGCCGCACGGCUGCAGCCUGUGGCCCGCCUGGUGGUCCGUCGGCCCCAACUGGCCGAACGGCGGCGAGAUCGACAUCCUCGAGGGCGUCCACGAUCAGACCACGAACCAGUACACCCUCCACACCGCCGACGGCUGCACCACAUCCUCCGCGAACCUCAAGGUCGCCGCCGCCCUGUCCACCACGCAGUGCGCGUCCAGCGGCGCGGACAACACCGGCUGCGCGUACAUCGACAGCGACGCGACGACGUAUGGCGCGGGGUUCAACCUGAUCGGCGGCGGCGUGUACGCGCAUUUGUGGGACUCGGACGGCAUCAAGGUGUGGCACUUCCCGCGGACGGCGAUCCCGGAGGACAUCACGAACAAGGCGCCGAACCCAGACUCGUGGGGCACGCCCGCGGCGUUCUGGUCGAGCAGCUCGUGCGAUGUGACGAACCACUUCUACGACCACACGUUGACGUUCGAUAUCACGCUCUGCGGUGACUGGGCUGGCGCGACCUACAGCAGCGCAGGCUGCCCUGGCACUUGCGCUGACCGCGUUGCUGACCCGACCAACUUCUCCACUGCCAAGUGGAAGGUCAACUACGUCGCCGUCUACCAGUAAACUCACUACCUCACGACGCCCUCGGGCGAUACAACGACACUUCAGGCAACCACACAUAGGAAGCGCCCCUCCUUACACAUUGUACUCUCUCUUCGACGUUCUUUUCCGGGUCCGGGUCAGACUUCGCCUGGUGCGAGAGGUCAAAUCAUUCGCCUAGCGCGAUGGGUUUCAUAUUCGCCUAGAGCGAUAGGUUUCAUGAACUCGCCUAGCGCGACGGGAUUGCUGUAUCUAUUUGACGACGCUCACGACCUGUAUACAUAGCAUAUACUUCUAGGGAUGUAAUUCUAUACGGGUAUAGAGUGUCGGCUCUGGGCUUGGCUUGUAGCCGCCCCUCAUUGUUUUUAUAGAAUCGGGUGCUUGAUC